AAAUAAAAAUGCUGCAACAAGUCAAAUAUAAAGAGUCGAUAUUCCGUGUAUUUAUGUAUGGCGACUACGAAUUUCUGUGUGCAAUGUAUGGUAUAACUGGUGCAAAUGGGCGUCACAGCUGUUUGUUUUGCAACAUUACCUCAAAACUAAUGAACAUCCCAGUGUUUACUCGCAAGAAAUUUAAGAAAAGGUCACUGGCGACACUUGAAGAAAAUUUAGCAGAUUUCCGUGAAAGUGGUGGGAGCCCUAAAAAUGCGAAAGAAUUUUAUAAUGUCAUUGACAACAUAUUUUUUGACAUACCUAUUGAUCAAGUCUGUAUUCCUGGUCUUCAUAUUUCCUUGGGUGUAUAUCAAAAGAUGUUUAAAAUGUUUGAGUCUUCUUGCCAAGACUAUGAUGUAAAAAUAGCUCUGCUGUUGGCAACAGAAGACAAUGAACUGGAUUCAGAUUAUGGUGACUACAUCGAAGUCCUUAAAGAAACAAAUGACUUGCAGCAAAAGCUGGAAGAUGAAAAAGCCAAAUUAGCAAACCAGCAAGAUCAGUUAAACUGGCUUGUAAUAUCUGGUGGCUUACAACGAAAUAUACUGACGUACGAGAAAAGUAUAAUAAAAACUGAGAAGAAAAUCACAGAAUUAGAAUUAGAAAUCUCAACCUUGGGAAACAACAAAAGAAUUUUAGUGGGUGUUGGUCCUUGUGCUUCUUCAAUAGAUAAAACGCUGCAAAAAAUGGGUGUUGAACGUCAGGCCUACCAUGGCCAAAGUUUUAUCGGCAACCAUGUACAUAAAUUGCUAAAGAAAGAAAACAUCCAAAAUUUAACAUCCAGCAUUAAAGAGAUUGUUGCAGCACAAAAGCAUGAUGACCAGCUUAUUCACAGUGUGAAUUUAGAAAUGGAUAAGUACGACAUGUUAUUUACUUACUUUGCAGAAGUUCAUAACAUUUACAAUUCGGCAAAAUAUCUGUCAUGUGAGGAAAUACUGGCUUUAGAAAUUUCAAUUAAUAAAUUCAUGAUGCAUCUGCGAACUAACUGGCCAAAAGUUAAUAUUUCACCAAAACUGCAUAUGCUUGAAGAUCAUGUCACUGAGUUCAUAGCAAAAUGGAAUGUUGGAUUUGGGUUUUAUGGCGAACAAGGUGGAGAAAGCUUGCAUCAUGAAAUCAACAGGAUGUCGAGCAGGUACAGCUGCAUCAAAAACCCAGUCGAGCGGUUACGAAAUACAUUAAAGCAACAUUUUGUUAAUGUAAAUCCUGAAUCGAGCCAAUUAAAACCAAAAAUUAAAAAAAGAAAAAUUGCACGUGAAGAAUAACUUUUAGACUUACAGCUUAGAUAGCUAGUUAUAUCUUUAACUGCAUAUUAGCAUUACUUUGCAAGCUCCUUUAGUCUUUGCAUUAUUUCAAAGGUGGAUCAGCUGGUCUAGAAAGAAAAAGAAUUGAACAGUUAAUUAGCUUACUACAUGCAUAGUUCAUUUUUAUUUGACUUUUUGUCGAGCUUACGUUAGUAGUGUAUGAGACGCAGAAACCUUAUUUAGAGUUACAGAAUUGUUUAUAUAGAAUGUUGUUUAGUGUUGUUAUUCUGUGAAAUAUUAGCUUAGUAAACUACAACAGUUUUAAUGCCUACAAUAAAUCAUACAGUAGAUUAUGUCAAAGAGGGAGUUAAAAUUUUCAGGUUUUACACUAACUUUUAUUGCCAGAAUUCAGCGCUCUAGCAUUCUUUCAGAAGUACUGAUACAGUUUUUUCGUUUUUCUUACCUUGUAGAUGAGCCUUUCAGCUUUCCAAAAAUAUAUAAUACACCAGCCACAUAACUUCGCAACGUCCACAAAACCAAAAAUUAGUUGGAACAAGUUGCCAUGUUAAUUUUAACAAAAAAAAGUAUGCCUUCAAAACUGCCACAGUAUUACUCCAACAGCAUGCUUGUCGCAAAGGUAAAAGAAAGAUUUAGCUUCCAGCGUGUUGAAAUGCUUUAAAAAACUAAAUUAAAUCCACUGAAAUAGAUUCUAUCAUGCAAAAGCGAUUUCAAAAAGUUAGUUACUUAUUUAUCAUGAUUGUUUUUAUUUGCGCCCGCCAUCUUGCGCCUCAACGUGGCCGUAAUUAUUGACGCAUGCGCAGUCUUAGUUUCCGCUCUGAAACAGCCGUGGAGCCGGUACAACUACUUUCAAGGUGCGCCAGGUGUGGCCUUUUUGCCGCAUUAACAAACCUAUCAAGAAACCAAAAUGCCCGAUUUUUAUAGUGGAAUAUAGGUUUAAUAAAAUGAUAUAAAAACCUUCUUUUUUCCAACUUAUUUGAAAUGAAUAUAUAGGAUAGAGAACGACGUAGUUACAAAAUUCAGACGACUUGCGUUAAUUUAAUAAAUAAAAUGAGGUUAAGAACGUUGACUGUCGCGGCUAAAAUAAAGAUUUUAUAAAAGUAGAGAUAUCCGUAUUCUAUGAUGUUUACUUGCCAUGGAGGUCAGAGCCGACGACAUUGUUUUAAAGUGAACAGAAAACGGUGCCCCCGUAUGGUUAGACGCCGAGAAGUGAUUUGGAUUUCAGAUCCUUUAAAAUGGCCUCGAAUUGUUUCAUUUUAGGUGCUUUUUCAUGUCAAACUACAUAAAUGUGUCAAUAUUCGCAAAAAGCUACUGACUUUUUUAGACUCAAGCAAAAAAGAGGUGGGAAAAAGGAACAGAGAUGUGCAUUAUAAGCAGUAUUUAAAAGUUUCGACAUAUAUUUUAAAAAAGUUAACGAACGGGUAUGCUUUGUAUGUUUGGUGAAAUAUUUUUUUGGUUCUAAUUUUCGCGUAAAUUGAUUUUUGCACAUUUGCUAAAUUUUGAUUAUUCGCAAAAUUGAGUACCAGCAAAAUAUUCUAUCAGAUACCGUCGCGAAAAAGGGGAGGGUAAUUAAAAGGCAAAUAGCCAUACGUGGAGCUGCUGCUAUAAAACAAACUUGUGGAUCCUCCCGCCAACCGGUAUUCUUGAAUUUUCUAAGUCUCAGAAGAAGAAGAAGAAGAAGAAGAAGAAGAAGAAGAAGAAGAAGAAGAAGAAGAAUAAGAAGAAGAAGAAGAAGAAGAAGAAGAAGAAGAAGAAGAAGAAGAAGAAGAAGAAGAAGAAGAAGAAGAAGAAGAAGAAGAAGAAGAAGAAGAAGAAGAAGAAGAAGAAGAAGAAGAAGAAGAAGAAGAAGAAGAAGAAGAAGAAGAAGAAGAAGAAGAAGAAGAAGAAGAAGAAGAAUAU
This is a messenger RNA of Hydractinia symbiolongicarpus, 3194 nucleotides long. RefSeq lists its product as uncharacterized. The record is from RefSeq and is a predicted model, not a curated record. Bases 9 to 1298 code for a protein of 429 amino acids. Lineage: Eukaryota; Metazoa; Cnidaria; Hydrozoa; Anthoathecata; Hydractiniidae. The transcript is spliced from 7 exons.